AUGAAUCCAAGACAGACCGCCAAAAUUGUGAGGGCACAGAAUGACUCGAUCUAUAACAUGAGCCAUGCUAAACAAAUUCCAGAGUUACCUCCUUUGCCAUCUUUGGCUGCUGUAGAUCCCUCUGAACUGUAUCAGCUCAUUCAAAAGAGCAGCUAUUACCCCUUUCUGAUGCAGAGAGCAUCCUGGAUGUUGGCAGCUCCCUUUAAAGAGCAGCGUUAUUUCAGAAGCCCUAGCAACUCCAUUGCCAAUAACUAUACCCUCACGGCACGUGACCUGAAGAUGAAAGAUCUACAGAAGAUAGUCUCACCCACAAGGGCAAAGAAGUCUUUUGGGUUUGCAAAACAGAAAGCCGAAUCUCCACUUCCAAAAGAAUAUGCUCCUUCUGAGAAGAAAGUGAAACUUUCAUCAAGAAGUGUUGUUCGUGAAUCAGACAGAGACGCAUCAACAUCCCAAAUGUGCAGUUUGGAUACAUUACGGUUAGAAAAGCAAAUCUCAGAACUGGAAGUUCCCUGUUAUUCUGACUGCCAGCCUCUGACUCCAGAAGAACAGUUGGUUGUGAUGCUCCAUCAUGAGGAGGAGAUAAGCCAGCAAGAAAACUCACCCACAGAUAAUGAUCUGGAGCGCUACUGUUAUUACAUCCAUAAAGGCAUCCGGAAGGACAUGCUAGCACCACAGAAAGAAGAAGUGAUGGACAAUAUCUUAAAGCAUAUCCCUAGUCAUUUUCUCGUCAACCCAAAUUUGGAGGCACUGUUGAACAGCUUAAAAGAAGAGAUUCAACACGAUUAUCAGAUUUGGCUCAUGAAAGACAUUGUUGAUUACAUCUUGAUGGAUCCAGAGGAGAGAAAAAGACUCUUUAUAUACAACAUCCCCCGACCUUUCCCCCAAAGAGUGAUCCGUGCCCCUGUCCCGUGGCACCAGAUCUACCAAGAAGUGAGAAGCUGGAAUGAAAGCCACCUCUUCACCAUCAACCCCAUGAUGCUUACUUUGCAACACCUCUGGUUUACAGAGUUUUGUGAACUGAGGUUCGUCCGUACCAAGGAGAUACUUGCCGGCGAGUUGCCACUGCUACCCAACGAGUUCGAGGAAUUGAUUCGGAAACACUGCCAAGAAACUCAUGAAAUCCUUCAAAACAGGUGGAUUCCCACCUGUGCAGAACUCUUUAUCGACCAGAAGGAAAACUGGCUUCAUCUCGCCCCCCAGAAAGACUUAGACUCUUCCCAACAAAUAGAAGAAUAUUUUGCUUCGGUGGCAAUCCUCAUGUCGCUACAGCUACGGGAGUUGGUCAUUAAUUCAUUAGAAGACCUCCUUUCUUUUUUUGAGAUACACAAGGAUGGAAAUGACUUUGGAGAAACUUACCAUGAAAUGCAGUUCUUCAUACCGCAAAUCCUGGUCAUCAAACUGGAUGUGGAGGACCCCGCAAUCGUAUUUGAGCCAGAUCUGAGAGCUUGCUGGGAAUUAAUCUACCGCUGCUUCGCAGAGAUCCUAAAGAAUUCCGAGGGACUUCCAAGGGUACAAGUUAAACUUUUCCCAGAAUUAAAAGGAGAUGACCUAAUUCUUCGUACUGUCCAAGAAGAUGAAUCUUUAGUUUCAAAAUAUGUGAAUAAAGCUUUAGAGAUAUUUGAGCGCAAUAUAGUUGGUCCACAGAAGUACUUAAAUGUGUACAGGAAAUACAGCGAUCUCUUGAAUAACAAUGCCGAAAAAGGUGUGACUGAAUUUUUAAGCAAAAGACACGACCUGGAUGAUUUUGUGGAGAAGAUUGAUGGCUUGACGAAACUGAAAAAAGAAAUUGCUUCCAUGCACAUCACAGUCCCACUGGCCAUGUUCUGCCUGGAUACAUCCAAACUGAAUGAGGUGCUUUGCAAUCGGACCCAACAGCUCAAAGACAGACUGAUUGAAUAUGAAGUAAAUGAAAACAGGGAAGUCAACCAGAGCAUUUGCAACCAGUACAACAUCAUCGCGGACAAAGUCAGCGAAGUGCCUUUGACCACCGAGGAACUCGUUGAGCUCACAGCCUAUUUGAAAAAAUCCAGCGAAAUUACUGUUUUCAAGUUGCGUCGUGAAAUUAAGGAGGCCAUCUACAGGCUCGAAUUCCUGAUGGACUAUGCUGACCUUCCCUAUGAUGAUAUAAAACUAAACAGUACUGUUCUUCAUUGGCCGGACGAGAUUGAGGUCAUCUUUGAAACCAGUAGGAACCAGCUGAUGAACAGAAGAGAUCAUGUUGAGCUUGCUCUGAUCAAAAGGUGUUCUGAAUUUGAGGCUGUACUUGAAGGUUAUAACAAAGAAGUUGAAAGCUUCCGAAAGAAGGAUGUCAUGACCAUGGAAGAAAUGAAGAACAAUGUUGAAAAAUUUAAUGAGUUGUCUAAGAAUUUGGACUAUGCCCUAGCUGAAUAUGAAGCUAUUAAUAAAGAAGAGGAGCUGCUUGAACGAGAAAAAAGUCAGUUUCCUCUACUGCAGACUGUCAUCACAAACAAACAGCCCUUUGAGCAGCUUUGGGUGACUGCUUACAAUUUUCAUAUAAAGUCUGAGGAAUGGAUGAACGGACCUCUCCUACACAUGAACGCCGAAGAAAUCACCGAGGAAGUCUCUAACAUGUGGAGGACCAUGUACAAGCUGACAAAGACCUUGGUGGAUCAACCUGGACCGAAGCGUUUAGCGGAGAAUGUGAAGUUUAAGAUCGAUAAGUUCAAGCAACAUCUGCCUGUCCUCUCUAUUGCCUGCAAUCGUGGGAUGAAAGACAGGCACUGGGAACAGAUCAGUGAUAUAGUUGGAUAUGAGAUAAGACCUGAUGACACUACUUCUCUCAUGAAUAUGUUAGAAUACGGGCUAUCAAAAUUUAUUGAAAAGCUAGAGCCUAUUGGUGCAGCAGCUAGCAAGGAAUAUUCCUUAGAGAAGAACAUGGAGAAAAUGAAAUCGGAAUGGGCCAACAUCUGCUUCAGCUUUGUAAAAUACAGGGACACCGACACCAGCAUUCUGUCAUCCAUCGAUGACAUCCAGCUUUUGCUUGAUGAUCACAUCGUCAAGACCCAGACCAUGUGCGGCUCUCCAUUCAUCAAACCCAUCGAGACGGAAUGCCGGAGGUGGGAAGAGAAGCUUGUCCUGAUGCAGGAAAUUUUAGACAACUGGUUAAAAUGUCAGGCAACGUGGCUUUACCUGGAACCCAUCUUCAGUUCUGAGGACAUUAUUGCUCAAAUGCCAGAAGAGGGUAGGAAGUUUGGGAUAGUGGACACUUACUGGAAGGACAUCAUGGUGCAAGCAGUGAAAGACACUAGAGUUCUGGUUGCCACUGAACAACCGAAGAUGUUGGAGAGACUUCAGGAAGCAAAUACACUUUUGGAAGACAUUCAGAAGGGUCUAAAUACUUACUUGGAAAAGAAAAGAUUGUUUUUUCCAAGGUUCUUCUUCCUUUCCAAUGACGAGUUGUUGGAGAUUUUGUCGGAAACCAAAGAUCCUCUUCGCGUACAACCACACUUGAAGAAGUGCUUUGAGGGAAUUGCGAAACUAGACUUUACAGAAAACAUGGAGAUUAUAGGCAUGAUCAGUUCCGAGAAGGAAAUUGUUCCUUUUAUUAAGAAAAUCUUCCCAGCGCAUGCCAAAGGCAUGGUUGAGAAAUGGCUGUUGCAAGUAGAAGAAAUGAUGUUGGGCAGUAUUCGAAAAGUCAUAGAGAAUGGCAUUGGAGGGUAUGACGAGGUUCCCAGGAAUAAGUGGGUGCUGCAGUGGCCAGGACAAGUAGUGAUCUGCGUAUCGUCAAUCUUCUGGACAAAAGAAGUAGCAGAAGCCAUACAGGAAAAAACAUUACCUGCAUUUUUGGAGAAAAGCAACAAGCAGAUUGGAGAAAUAGUUGAGCUGGUGAGAGGAAAGCUGUCAGGCGGGGCCCGGCUGACCCUGGGGGCCCUCACAGUCAUCGACGUCCAUGCACGUGAUGUAGUUGCAAAACUGGCGGAGGACGAAAUUUCAGAUCUGAAUGAUUUCCAGUGGAUUUCCCAGCUGAGAUAUUACUGGGAAGACGGAGAAGUGAUGGUCCGAAUGAUCACCACUGAAGCCAGAUAUGGUUAUGAAUACCUGGGCAAUUCUCUGCGGUUGGUGAUAACUCCGCUGACAGACCGAUGCUAUAGGACAUUGAUGGGGGCUUUGAAAUUAAACCUGGGAGGUGCCCCUGAAGGACCUGCUGGGACGGGAAAAACCGAAACAACCAAAGAUCUGGCAAAAGCGCUGGCCAAGCAGUGUGUUGUCUUCAAUUGCUCCGACGGCCUUGAUUACAAAGCCAUGGGCAAAUUCUUUAAAGGACUGGCACAAGCCGGAGCUUGGGCCUGUUUUGAUGAGUUCAACCGGAUUGAGGUUGAAGUGCUGUCUGUAGUGGCACAGCAGAUCCUCAGUAUUCAGCAGGCUAUUAUUCGGAAGCUCAGAACGUUUCUCUUUGAAGGCACAGAGAUUUCCCUUAAUCCAACCUGUGCGGUCUUCAUCACUAUGAAUCCUGGUUAUGCUGGACGGGCAGAACUUCCUGAUAACUUGAAGGCUUUAUUCCGUACAGUAGCCAUGAUGGUCCCAGAUUACGCUUUGAUUGGUGAAAUUUCACUUUAUUCAAUGGGAUUCCUUGAUUCCAGAAGCCUUGCCCAGAAAAUUGUUGCUACCUACCGACUUUGCUCUGAACAGUUAUCAUCACAACAUCACUAUGACUAUGGGAUGCGUGCAGUAAAAUCGGUUCUGACAGCAGCAGGAAACUUAAAAUUGAAGUACCCAGAUGAAAAUGAAAGUGUAUUGUUGCUUAGGGCCCUGCUGGAUGUUAACUUAGCUAAAUUCUUGUCUCAAGAUGUCCCUCUGUUUCAGGGCAUCAUAUCUGAUUUGUUUCCUGGGGUGGUUCUUCCACAACCUGAUUAUGAGCUCUUCAUCAAGGCACUGAAUGAUAACAUCAAAGAAAUGAAUCUUCAGCCGGUUCCAUGGUUUAUUGGGAAAAUUAUUCAGAUUUAUGAAAUGAUGAUGGUCCGGCACGGCUAUAUGAUUGUUGGGGACCCGAUGGGAGGCAAAACCAGUGCCUACAAAGUGCUAGCUGCAGCACUUGGGGAUUUGAGCCAAGACAGCUCGACAGAGGAAUCUGCAGUCGAAUAUAGAAUUAUUAAUCCCAAAGCUAUCACCAUGGGGCAGCUGUAUGGCUGUUUUGACCCUGUGAGCCAUGAGUGGACAGAUGGUGUUCUUGCAACCACUUUCAGAGAACAGGCAUCUUCCACAACAGAGGACAGGAAGUGGAUUAUCUUUGAUGGUCCAGUAGAUGCUGUUUGGAUAGAGAACAUGAACACAGUACUAGAUGAUAACAAGAAGCUGUGCUUAAUGAGUGGUGAAAUCAUUCAGAUGAGUGCAAAAAUGAGCUUAAUCUUUGAGCCAGAAGAUCUGGAACAAGCAUCCCCAGCGACAGUCAGCAGGUGUGGCAUGAUUUACAUGGAACCUCAUCAAUUAGGUUGGAAGCCUCUGAAGGAUUCUUAUAUGAACACGUUGCCUCCGAACUUGCAAGACGUACAUACAGAAUUGAUUGACGACUUGUUUAUGUGGCUUGUUCAGCCUUGUUUGGAGUUUAUUCGACAUCACUGCAAAGUCAUACUUCAGACCUCUCCCAUCCAUCUUUCCCAUACCAUGAUGACACUGUUUAGUGCUUUGCUUGAUGAAAUAAGGCAUUCCGGUGAAGAAGAAGGAGGAGAGACCAUGUCCAGUCAGCAAAUCACCCUGUGGCUACAAGGCCUCUUCCUUUUUGCCUUAGUUUGGACCAUUGGUAGCACCAUCAAUGCAGAAGGCCGGCGGAAAUUCGACCUCUUUUACCGAAACCUUUUGAUGGGAAUGGACGAUGACCACCCACGUCCCAAAAGCGUGAAGCUAACCAAAAACAAUCUAUUUCCAGAAAGAGGGAGCGUGUAUGACUUUUACUUUCACAAGCAAGCUGGCGGACAGUGGAACAUGUGGACAGAGUACAUUACAAAGGAAGAACAGGUCAUCUCCGCCGGUACAAAGGUCUCAGAACUUAUCAUCCCAACAAUGGAGACAGCCAGGCAGACUUUUUUCCUAAAAACCUACGUGGAACACGAGAUCCCAAUGUUGUUAGUGGGACCCACUGGGACAGGGAAAUCAGCGAUCACCAACAAUUUUCUGAUCCAGCUUCCGAAAACAAAAUACACCCCCAACUUCAUCAACUUCUCGGCCAGAACCACAGCAAAUCAGACCCAAGAUAUUAUCAUGUCGAAACUGGACAGGAGAAGGAAAGGCCUUUUCGGACCUGCAGCAGGGAAAACGGGGAUUGUGUUUGUGGAUGAUUUAAAUAUGCCAGCAAAGGAGGUGUACGGAGCCCAGCCACCUAUAGAACUCCUUAGACAAUGGAUCGAUCAUGGCCACUGGUAUGACAAGAAAGACACUUCAAGGCUCGAUAUUGUUGACGUUCUGUUUGUUUCAGCAAUGGGACCUCCAGGUGGGGGAAGGAAUGAUAUAACAGGGCGUUUCACCCGGCACUUGAACAUUAUCUCCAUCAGUGCUUUUGAUGAUGAAAUUUUAACCAAGAUUUUCACUUCCAUCAUUGAUUGGCACUUCAGUAAAGGGUUUGAGGCUUCAUUUUUAAGGCUUGGCAAAAUGUUGGUCCACGCGACCAUGAAUAUUUACAAGCUGGCCGUGGAAAAUUUCCUCCCGACUCCGUCAAAAUCUCACUACGUCUUUAACCUGCGCGAUUUCUCCCGGGUGAUUAGAGGUGUGCUGUUGUGCCCACAUACCCACCUGCAGGACGGAGAGAAACUGAUUCGGCUUUGGAUUCAUGAAGUUUAUCGUGUCUUCUAUGACCGCUUAAUAGAUGCUGAGGACCGGGAGGUGUUCUUUAACAUGGUGAAAGAAACAACCUCUGACUGCUUCAAGCAGAGCGUUGAUAAGGUACUAAGCCAUUUGUCACGUACUGGAAAGAUCAGUGACGACAACAUCCGGAGCUUGUUCUUUGGAGACUACUUCAAACCGUCCAGCGAUACCAAAAUCUACGACGAAAUUACGGACUUAAAGAAGCUGACGUCCGUCAUGGAAUACUAUCUGGAGGAGUUCAACCAGAUCAGCAAGGCGCCCAUGUCUUUGGUCAUGUUUAAGUUCGCCAUUGAGCACAUCUCACGGAUAUGCCGUGUGCUGAAGCAGGAUAACGGCCACUUGUUGCUGGUGGGCAUUGGUGGGAGCGGCCGGCAGAGCACCACCAAACUGGGCACCUUCAUGAACGCCUAUGAGCUCUUCAUGAUCGAAAUCACCAAGUUCUACACCACCAACGACUGGAGAGAGGACAUUAAGAGGGUCAUGCUGCAGUCCGGAGUGGCCAACAAAAGCACCUCGUUCUUGUUUUGCGAUAACCAGAUCAAGGAUGAGUCAUUUGUAGAGGAUAUCAACAUGCUUUUGAACACGGGUGACGUGCCCAACAUCUUCGCAGCGGAUGAGAAGGCUGAUAUUGUUGAAAAAAUGCAGAGCGCCGCACGGACUGAAGGCCGGAGAAUCGAAGCCACCCCUCUGGCGAUGUACAACUUCUUCAUUGAGCGCGUGAGGAAAAAUCUGCAUAUAGUUUUAGCAAUGAGCCCCAUUGGAGAUGCGUUCCGGAAUCGCUUAAGAAUGUUCCCUUCGCUGAUCAAUUGCUGCACUAUUGAUUGGUUCCAAAGAUGGCCCAAGGAUGCUUUGGAAAUGGUUGCGAACAAAUUCUUAGAGGAUGUGAAGCUGGAAGAGGAAAUCAGAAAAUCGGUCGUAUCCAUGUGCAAAUGUUUCCAGGAAAGUGUGAGAGAGCUCUCAGUUAGCUAUUACAAUAUUCUCAGAAGACACAAUUAUGUAACACCGACAUCUUACCUGGAAUUGAUUCUGACCUUUAAGACACUACUAAAUAGCAAAAGGCAUGAGGUUGAUGUGAUGAGGAAUCGCUAUCUUGUGGGUCUUCAAAAACUUGAUUUCGCAGCUUCACAAGUUGCAGUCAUGCAGAAGGAGCUGACAGCUCUUCAGCCGGAAUUAAUUAAAACCUCUGCCGAAACCGAGAAAAUGAUGGUCCACAUUGAAAAAGAAACCGUUGAGGUGGACGCCAAGAAGGAGCUGGUGGCUGCCGACGAGAAGGAGGCCAAUGAAGCUGCCGCAGUCGCACAGGGUAUUAAGGAAGAAUGUGAAGGGGACCUCGCGGAGGCCAUGCCCGCUUUAGAAGCUGCCCUUUCGGCUCUCGAUACCUUGAACCCUGCGGACAUCUCUCUUGUCAAAUCCAUGCAGAAUCCACCAGGGCCUGUCAAGCUUGUGAUGGAGAGCAUUUGUGUCAUGAAAGGGAUAAAACCAGAAAGAAAGCCUGAUCCAAGUGGAAGCGGUAAAAUGAUAGAAGACUAUUGGGGUAGUUCCAAAAAGGUUCUAGGAGAUCUGAAAUUCCUUGACGGCUUGAAGACGUACGACAAAGAUAAUAUUCCUCAAGCUGUAAUGAAGAGAAUUAGAGAGAAGUUUAUCAACCAUCCAGACUUCCAGCCAGCUGUCAUAAAAAAUGUGUCAUCUGCCUGUGAAGGCUUAUGCAAAUGGGUGAGGGCCAUGGAAGUCUACGACCGUGUCGCCAAGGUAGUCGCUCCGAAACGUGUACGACUCUGGGAGGCUGAAGGUUUGCUCGACAUACAAAUGCAGAAGCUCAAUACGAAGCGUGCAGAACUCAAGAACGUGAUGGACCGGCUCCAAGCUUUGAACGAUGAGUUCGAAAAUAAGAAUAACCAGAAGAAAGAGCUUGAGGACAAUAUUGAAGUCUGCUCCCAGAAGCUCAUACGGGCUGAAAAACUGAUCAGUGGCUUGGGAGGAGAAAAGGACAGGUGGACGGAAGCUGCCCGCUUGCUAGGAAUCCGAUACACAGACCUUACCGGAGAUGUUUUGUUAUCUUCAGGCACGGUGGCUUAUCUGGGAGCCUUUACUGUUGAUUACCGCCAGGAAUGCCAGGAGAAGUGGCUGAUUCUGUGCAAGGAGCAAAUGAUCCCAUGCUCGAACGAUUUCAGCCUGAGCAACACCUUAGGGGAUCCAGUCAAGAUCCGUGCCUGGCAGAUUGCAGGAUUGCCCAUUGAUUCCUUUUCCAUUGAUAAUGGCAUCAUUGUUUCCAAUUCCAGACGGUGGGCCUUGAUGAUCGACCCUCAAGGACAAGCCAACAAAUGGGUCAAAAAUAUGGAAAAGGGCAAUAAGCUUUCUGUCAUCAAGUUGUCCGAUACUAACUAUGUAAGGUCGUUGGAAAAUGCCAUCCAGUUUGGAACCCCAGUCUUGCUUGAAAAUAUCGGUGAGGAACUAGAUGCUUUUUUGGAGCCGGUGUUGCUGAAGACCACCUUCAAACAGCAAGGCGUGGAGUACAUGAGACUAGGAGAAAAUAUUAUUGAGUACUCACGAGAUUUCAGGUUCUACAUCACGACUCGCUUAAGGAACCCUCAUUAUCUCCCUGAAGUGGCGGUGAAAGUUUGCCUGCUCAAUUUCAUGAUUACACCUCUUGGACUUCAGGACCAGCUUCUUGGGAUUGUAGCUGCGAAGGAGAAACCAGAAUUGGAAGAGAAGAAGAACAAGCUGAUCAUUGAGAGUGCAGCUAAUAAGAAACAGCUGAAGGAGAUUGAAGAUAAGAUCCUUGAAGUUCUUUCCAAAUCGGAAGGAAAUAUCUUAGAAGAUGAAACCGCUAUCAAAAUUCUCUCUUCCUCCAAAGAGCUGUCUGAAGAAAUCUCCGAAAAGCAGGAAAUUGCCAGUAUAACUGAAAUGGAAAUUGAUGCUACUCGAAUGGGAUACAAGCCUGUGGCCGUUCAUUCAGCAACUGUCUUCUUCUGUAUUUCUGAUCUGGCAAAUAUUGAGCCGAUGUAUCAAUAUUCCUUGAUAUGGUUCAUUAACCUCUACGUCCAGUCUCUUGCUAAUAGCAGAAAGAGUGAGGUUCUGGGGGAGAGAAUUGCACACAUAAUUGACCAUUUCACAAUAAGCAUCUACAACAACGUGUGCCGGUCCUUGUUUGAGAAGGACAAGCUUCUUUUCUCCCUCCUCCUGACGAUAGGGAUAAUGAAAGGGAAAGACGAGAUAGACGAUGAAGUUUGGCGUUUCUUGCUGACAGGAGGGGUUGCUCUUGAUAACCCUUAUCCCAACCCUGCACCAGAAUGGUUGACUGAGAAAUCGUGGGCUGAGAUAGUACGUGCAUCAGGCCUGAAAAACUUGGACCGGUUGAUGGAUCACGUAGAAUCCAAUCUCCUGAAAUGGAAAGCCAUCUAUGAUUCUGCCAAACCUCAUGAAGAAGUGUUCCCAGGUGAAUGGAAUCUGGUCAUGGGGCUUGAUCGCAUGGUCAUUCUCCGUUGCCUGCGACCAGAUAAAAUUAUUCCAGCCACCCAACAAUUCAUCACAGAAAAUAUGGGAAGGAUCUAUAUUGAACCGCCGACGUUUGAUCUUGCAGGAAGUUACAAUGAUUCUAAUUGCUGCGCACCUCUGAUUUUCAUAUUAUCUCCCGGUGCUGAUCCCAUGGCAGGCUUGCUGAAAUUUGCUGAGGAUCUUGGCAUGGAAAGCAUUCAGACGAUUUCGCUUGGACAAGGCCAAGGUCCGAUUGCAGCCAAGAUGAUUAAUCACGCGAUUGUUGAGGGAACCUGGGUUGUGCUCCAGAACUGCCACCUUGCAACCAGCUGGAUGCCGGCAUUAGAAAAAAUCUGCGAAGAAGUCAUCGUGCCCGAGAACACCCAUGUCAAAUUCAGAUUGUGGCUAACCAGUUAUCCAUCGGAGAAGUUUCCUGUUAGCAUUCUCCAGAAUGGGAUAAAAAUGACCAAUGAGCCCCCUAAAGGAGUGAGGGCAAAUCUCCUUCGAUCCUAUCUCAACGACCCAGUCUCUGACCCCACGUUCUUUAACAGUUGCGAAAAGAAAGAAAUCUGGCAGAAGCUGCUUUUUGGCCUUUGCUUUUUCCAUGCUCUUGUGCAAGAAAGAAGAAACUUUGGCCCUUUGGGCUGGAACAUUCCUUACGAAUUCAAUGAAUCUGAUCUUAGAAUCAGUAUGCGGCAGAUCCAAAUGUUUCUGAAUGAAUAUGAAGAAACCCCGUUCGAAGCUCUAACAUAUCUUACAGGGGAAUGUAACUACGGCGGGAGAGUAACGGAUGACAAGGACAGGCGCCUCCUCCUCUCGCUUCUUUCCAUUGUGUAUUGUAAAGAUAUAGAAGUACAAGAAUGCUAUAAACUCUCCCCUGGGGGGGAAUAUUAUAUACCACCCAAUGGGACAUACCAGUCUUAUAUCGAUUACUUGAGAAGUCUGCCAAUUUCGACCCAUCCCGAAGUAUUUGGGCUCCAUGACAAUGCGGAUAUUACUAAAGAUAACCAAGAGACCAACCUACUUUUUAACGGGGUCUUGUUGACUCUGCCUCGUCAAGCAGGGGGAGCAGGCAAAUCGCCACAGGAAACUGUGGAGGAAUUGGCACAAGAUGUUCUCUCGAAGUUACCACCAGAUUUCGACUUGGAAAUGGUGAUGGAAAAGUACCCAGUCCUUUAUCAGGAGUCCAUGAACACAGUUCUUAGACAAGAACUGAUCCGGUUCAAUAGGCUUACCGAAGUUGUACGGAGCAGCCUUAUCAACCUACGCAAGGCCAUCAAAGGCCUGGUGUUGAUGUCUUCAGAGCUUGAGGACGUUUUCAACAGCAUGCUGGUGGGUAAAGUGCCAGCUAUGUGGGCAAGCAAAUCCUACCCAUCGCUGAAGCCUCUAGGGAGUUACGUGUCUGACCUACUCACACGGCUGGCCUUCUUCCAGGAGUGGAUCAAGCACGGGCCGCCAAAUGUGUUUUGGAUAUCCGGUUUCUACUUUACACAGUCUUUCUUGACGGGUGUGUCGCAGAACUAUGCCAGAAAAUAUACCAUCCCGAUUGAUCAUAUUGGAUUUGAAUUUGAGGUGACGAGACAAGAGCACAGUAUGGAGCGAAAGCCUGAAGACGGUGCCUACGUGAAAGGGCUGUUUUUGGAAGGGGCCCGGUGGGACAGGGAAAUCAUGCAAAUCGGCGACUCUUUCCCCAAAAUCCUGUACGAUGCCCUGCCUAUCAUUUGGCUGAAACCCGGAGAGAGCGCCAAGUUUCUCCACGAAAAGAUCUACUUGUGUCCCGUCUACAAAACCAGCGCCCGGAGAGGCACCUUAUCUACUACGGGCCACUCCACCAAUUACGUCCUCUCCAUUGAGCUCCCGUCUCACCUUCCUGAGAAGCACUGGAUAAAUCGGGGCGUAGCAGCCCUUUGCCAACUAGACGACUGAAUUUUUAAACGCCAAGAACCAGUACUUUCCAAUUAAAAGA
This is a messenger RNA of Elgaria multicarinata webbii, 12256 nucleotides long. RefSeq names its product dynein axonemal heavy chain 3 (gene DNAH3). Gene Ontology annotation, molecular function: dynein light intermediate chain binding; ATP binding; dynein intermediate chain binding. The transcript has 61 exons. Lineage: Eukaryota; Metazoa; Chordata; Lepidosauria; Squamata; Anguidae. Gene Ontology annotation, cellular component: dynein complex. Gene Ontology annotation, biological process: microtubule-based movement. The record is from RefSeq and is a predicted model, not a curated record. The coding region runs from base 1 to 12216 and encodes 4071 amino acids.